Messenger RNA from Trifolium pratense (red clover), 1227 nucleotides. Its product is annotated as photosystem I assembly factor PSA3, chloroplastic. Lineage: Eukaryota; Viridiplantae; Streptophyta; Magnoliopsida; Fabales; Fabaceae. Gene Ontology annotation, biological process: photosystem I assembly. The coding region runs from base 79 to 963 and encodes 294 amino acids. The transcript has 3 exons. The record is from RefSeq and is a predicted model, not a curated record.
UAUAAACAAGAGGUCAAGAAACAACCUCAAAACAGACAGAUAAAACCUCCAAAAACCUCUUAACACUGUCUUCAAACAAUGGUUGUACUUUCAAAUUUCACAUCAUCUUCUUCUUCUUCUUCACCUUAUUCUCAUUUCUUCAAUCUCUCAUCAUUCUCCAAACUCACAUCACCAUCUUCAUCAUCACUUCUUUUCCAUAGUCACCACCAUGUUCAUCGCCAAACAAAGCAUAUCUCAAAAGCUACAACUACACACUUCACCAUUAAAGCUUACAUGGAGAAUCCAAAUUCCUUCUCAAAUAUUGCUAACAAAGUUAUUGGUGCUCUUCCUGUUGUUGGUCUUUUAGCUAGGAUUAUGAGUGAUGAAGGUGGUGUUGGUAAUGAUCUUAUUGAUUUUGCUGAGUUUAGAAGAAGGGUUGGUAAGAAUUGUACUGCUAAUGAUUCUACUGCUUUUUAUCAGUUUCAAGCUCGUAGAGGAAAGCCAGGGGAGCCUCUGUAUGUUCUGUUAUGCUGUUGGCUAGCAGCUAUUGGUGCAGGUCUUCUUAAAACUGAGGAGAUUUUGGAAGGUGUUGCAAGGCUUAGAAUCUCGAACGACAUUGAAUUUGAAGAAGAAACUUUCAUAGCCAUGAUGGAUGAAGCAAGAGAGAGAAGGGCAAAACAAAAGGGUGCACCUCCAGUUGUACCAAUGGAGGUUCGAGUCGAGAAAGCUCUUGAUGCUAUUUAUGUUUGUUGCUUUGGAAAGGAUCCUAUAGAGGAAGAAGACGAGAGAAUACUACGUACGAUACUUGGUGCUGUUUUUCCAUCAGUUCAAAAACAAGAGAUUCGACGCAUAGUUGAAGACAUGGUAGAGAAAGUAGAAGAUGGAGGUAUGGAUUAUAUUCCAGAUGCCAAGCCUCUAUCAAAAGAAGCUGUUGAAAUACAAAUGAAAGAUCUUAACUUUCUUAAACAAAAUAGUGAUACUUAAAUAAGUGAAGCAUGUGUUGUUUUUGACAUAUAAUGCAUUGAAUGAAAUUAUAUUUUCUAGAUAAAGUUGUUUAAGCAUUUUGGAUACUGAUAGGGAAGAAAAAUGUAUAGUAUUCUCUUGUUUCUGAUAUCCCUAUUGAAAUGUGGGGUUGUAGGAACAUCAAUGUGUGAAACAAAGCUAGAAAAUAGUAUCUCAAAUGUAAUUUAUUUGUUAAGACAUUCAUGUGAUCCAGUUUUUCCUUAAAAAGAAGGUUGUGAGCUUCUA